AUGGAAGAUACAUAUACUAGUGUGGAGGUGUCGCCGGGUAUGGCGGAGAAGAUUAUGGAGUUGCUGGCCUCUGGCGGCGGUAAUCAGAGAAUUCAGAGUAAUUCUGAAAGUGAUUCUUCCGAUUCAUCCAUCUCCCCCUCCCUCGAAGCUUUGGAGAAAUACACCAAAACCCUCACUCUGACCGAUACCCGUACCCUCGAAACCCUCGGCAAAACCACCCAACCCCACAACAUCUGCCCCAACCUCCAACGUCUCCAUAUCCAUUCUACCACCUUCAGCACCAACGUCGACGAAGCGCUUGACGCGGAUCAAGCCGGGGCGAGGCUGAGAGAUUUGUUGAGAGUGUUUACACGGUUGGUACCGAGUGUACCGCACGCUGUCUUUUCGUUCUCCCCAGGAGAGUUCCUUGUUACGGCGGACGAACCGGAGAAAGGUUUACCGUCGAUAAUAACUCUCCGGCAAAAAGCUGUCGUACCCAUCCUCCUUCCGGUCGAUACCCUCACUUUCCUCCUUCCUUCCGCGCUCUACACCGAAUCAGAAUGGACGUCAUUCGGCGAUUCGGUAAAGUUGUACGAACUCGCGCUUUGUUGGGUACCGAGGAAGAAGGUCCGGUUUGUAUUCGAGUUCAACCAAGCUUUGACGGGGGCGAAACAGAUGGGAAAGGUGUUUUCGAGGUUGAUCCUCGUAGCCGGGGAGAUAUACGGGGAGAAGCCGUACCCCGCAGUCAAGCUGGAGAUCGCCAUACCCUACAAAGCGGGUUUCACCGAACCUAUAGCGAAGACGUUGACAACGAGGUUGUAUGGAAUUAUGGGGGCGACGCUGGAAGCUUGUAGGGCGCAUGAGUUGGAAGGGGAUGGGAAAGAAAUCGGGGAGAGAGGGGAGGAGGAGUGGGGGAGGAUUAUGAGGUACUGGGAGGGAGGCAAUGUGGAGAUUAAGGGGAUGGGGGAGGAGGAUGUAGCGAAUGCGUAG
Molecule: messenger RNA, 969 nt
Organism: Cryptococcus wingfieldii CBS 7118
Lineage: Eukaryota; Fungi; Basidiomycota; Tremellomycetes; Tremellales; Cryptococcaceae
Exons: 2
Coding region: 1-969 (322 amino acids)
Source: RefSeq, a predicted model, not a curated record